Molecule: messenger RNA, 1374 nt
Organism: Lachancea nothofagi CBS 11611
Lineage: Eukaryota; Fungi; Ascomycota; Saccharomycetes; Saccharomycetales; Saccharomycetaceae
Source: the annotation of a GenBank genome assembly
AUGGGAGUCAAGAAAAGGCCCCUCUCAGGUGGAAGUGGGUCGAGAGUAAGAGCCAAACGAGCAGACAAUUACGACGCAUGCUCUCUUCUGAGCACAUACAAGUUCAUGAGUCGCAAAAACACUAGUGUUGAUAAAGUUAUCCGGAAGAGUGUAGUUUUGGUAUCAUUGACAAAUGAAGACGUUCAAUUCAUCCAGAAUUCACAGCUCACUCAAGAGCUCAAAAGCAAGAAUUUGGAUUUCGUGCUGCAGGAAGAUGGUCUUUCUUAUCUCUGCGCCUGGAAUUUCCGUGCAUUAGAACUAGCAUUGAUCUUGGGAUUCGUGUUUGGUAACAAGGGCAAACAAUGGCUGGGGAAGACCACAAAAGACCCCUGGUAUGUGCCGCGUGAGAUCCCUUUGAGAGGCAGCUUUUACGUACACAAGUCCUGCAAGCUUCACAGCGGCUACGACAAAGCUCAAGUCGGAAUAACUGUAUCAAAGUUCAUCGAUCUCGCUGACUUUACAGAAGUUUCGGUAAACACAUAUGGGCUUACUAGCAUGGUAGAGGCAAUUAGCAGCUUUUCGAGUAGUAUCAACUUUCGGAAACCCCAUCACAUUGUCAAGGAAGAGUUCUCAAACAGUCUGAAAGCAUUGAAAUUGAAGAACAAGAUUGCAAUGACUACGCUACCGUUUUUAGACAAAGACAUCUUAACAAAUGCCGAGGAGCUCUCAACUGGCAAUGCUGUAAUAUUAGAAAAGAGUAAAGCUUCACUCACCAACUUUGUUGAAUCCUUAAUUAAUCAUAAUGAAAUUGUGCCGAGCACAGAAAAGGAAACGACGGAUGGCUUCCAACAAGUCGCACAAGAACCUGAGAUACCUAGAAGAACAACUGGAAACACAUCGCGAUAUAGCGGUAACACUUCCAGCGUUCCCAGCCAGACAUCUACCAGAGAGAAUACCAACCGCAACACCAAUGGGAGAACACUUGACACUCAGUCUCGUGGCAUGAAUGCCAAUUAUCUUACUCAAGAUCAGAUCAGAGACUACUGUGUGGCAAGUGUGAGGGCGUCUAUAGAGGCUGUGAAGGCUAAAUCCCCGUAUCAGAUUUUAAAAACUUACAUUAAGUGCCCGCGCCAGCACUACGUUGACCUGGUUUACGACAAUUUAAACCGUUUGAGGUCUGAGACAAACUGCAAUAUUGUAGUAAUGAACUUGAACAAUGUUCACGAAUCUGCGUCGUGGUUUGAUUCACUGGAUGUGGCGAAGCACACAAAAGGCACUGCAAUCAUAUCAGUACCUCACCCGAGUACCGUUAGAGCUGUGAGCAUUGGUGGUAUUGGAGAGCACAAUGUGAAGGCACUACAAUUGCUUCUAGAAUUGCUGGAAACCAAUGCAUGA